Molecule: messenger RNA, 696 nt
Organism: Cannabis sativa
Lineage: Eukaryota; Viridiplantae; Streptophyta; Magnoliopsida; Rosales; Cannabaceae
Exons: 2
Coding region: 186-512 (108 amino acids)
Biological process (GO): DNA-templated DNA replication; DNA synthesis involved in DNA repair
Cellular component (GO): delta DNA polymerase complex
Molecular function (GO): DNA-directed DNA polymerase activity
Source: RefSeq, a predicted model, not a curated record
AAAAGAAAAGAAUAAGCGCUCAUUGUUUAUUUAUUUGUUUUUUUUUGAACACAUCUAAUUUUCUACCUUUAAAUACACUUGCAUCGCAUUUAAGUGUUUGAAAACACAAGAAAUUCAAAUUUCAAAAUUCAAAAAGAGAGAGAGAGAGAAUUCGACUGGACUCGACGAUCUGAAAACGAAACGAGAUGAAGGCUUUUUACAGGCAGAGGAAGAAGAGAGGCACCACCGCCAACUCCAAAACUAAGUCACCUUCUUCCUUCUCUCCCAAGACACCUGGCUCCGACGUCACCCAGACCCCUGCCUCUCUUCACCUACAAGAGGAUUAUGAUAAGGAUGAAGAGGUGUUAAGGCAAUUCGACCUGGACAUGGCGUUUGGACCAUGCUCCGGAAUGACCAGGAUGGCUCGGUGGGAACGUGCAUCUCGUCUCGGAUUGAAUCCACCUAAAGAACUUGAGCAACUCCUCAACUCUCCCAAUGUUCGCCCCCAUUGCAUUUGGGACUCUCGCAUUUAGAAUCAACUUACUUAUCUUGUUUUUGUUUAGUUAUCUAAUGCUUGGCGCCACUGAAUGUUAUCCAAACCAAACUCAACCCUUUUGGCCUAUUGGUUUUGAGUUUGGAUGUCAAAUAUUAUGUAAGAACUGAAAUCUAUGAAGUGUUUCAGCCUCUGCCUCAGAGCCUGCCUGAUGCUUUUAAAAA